Messenger RNA from Schistosoma guineensis, 7350 nucleotides. Lineage: Eukaryota; Metazoa; Platyhelminthes; Trematoda; Strigeidida; Schistosomatidae. The record is from the annotation of a GenBank genome assembly.
AUGGAAGACUUCUCUUUGUCACUAAAAAGUGAUAUUGUUCAUUCUUGUACUAUGGAAAAAUCAGAUAAUCAAUCGGCAAAAUGUCCUGAUAUUUUGUCCAGUCACGGUUCUAAAACAAAUUCAGCUACAAGUCAAAAUAAUAAUAACGAUGCUUGUCGGACUGAUAAUGUAACAACUGAAGAACGACCAGUUGAAACAAUCACUGAAGAUUUGGAACCUGCUUUACGACGCAGUAAACGUGGUAAAGGCAGACCUAGCAACACUCAUAAUGCAAACAACAAUAAUAAUAAUGAUGGAACUUCAGACGAUCAUGUCCCUUCAUGCAUUAUUUCGGGUACUGAAUAUCACACAGGUGAUUUUGUUUAUUAUGAAGAACCAGAUUUUGAAUAUUAUACAAUUGGUUUAAUUGAAGAAAUUAAAGUAUCUAGACGUGAUAAAUUUUCAAUAUUUAUUAAAUGUUUUUAUCGUACACGUGAUAUACCGGAUAUUUCAAAACAAGGUCUUCCUGAUCGAGAUCAUUAUCCAAUUCAUUCAAAUAUUAAAUUAAUUCGUGAUAUAUUUGCUCGUGAAUUAUUUGUCUCUGAAGUUCAAGAGACUUUACCAGCUAAACAACUUCGUGGUUUAUGUAAAGUGAAUUAUUUACCCGAUUUAAAAACUGCAUUAUCUACAUUUUCUCCAGAAGAAGAUGAUAGUUUUUUCUAUGUAUUUGCAUAUAAUCCUGAAACUCGUCGUUUAUCGAAAAUUCGUGCAGAAAUACGAGUUGGACAAGCCUAUCAAGCUUUAUUGCCUGAAUUUCGUCAUUCUCCACCAGCUAAGUAUCGCUUUGGACAUAGUCGAGGCAGUUUUAGAUCAAUUAAACGUAGUCGCAAAUCAAAAAUUACAUUGGAAACAUCAUACAAAUCUAACCAAGAUGUUAAUACACUUAAAUGUUUAAGAAAAUCCCAUUCAUUGUCACCGUAUUAUCGUCGUAAAUACCAGUGUAAAGCAAUGAAGUCAGUUGCUGUUUCUAAUGCUACUGCUGAUAGUAGUAAUAAUAAUGAUAGUUUAACAAAUCAAUCAACAAUCAAUGAUACAUUGAAUAUUUCUAAUCCUGACAAUAAUUCUACUAUUUCAAUGUUGAAUAAUAAUAAGACACUAAAAACAUCUUUAGAAUUAUCACCAACUGAUAACAAUCUUAUUAGUAGUAAUAAUCAUGUCACUUGUGAAAUAGAUACUAUACCAAAUUUAUCAGAAGAUAUGAAAAAUUCUGAAGACAACAAUGUUGAAAUAGAUGUUCAACAACAACAACAACAACAAAUGGAUACACAAAAUUCCAUACAACUGUUAAAUUUACCGCCAAAAUUAGAGAAUGCAAAUGACUUUAAAGAUUCUUUAAACACUAUAACUACUAUUGAUUAUUCUCAUUGUAGAAAGCAUCAUUCUUUGUGUAUGCACAAGAAUCAUUCAUAUUAUAGAAAACAAUUACAUCAUCAUCGGAAAAAACGACAUCGUCGGUUACGGCGGCGGUGGCGUCAGCAACAAUCACAAUGCAAAGAGGUACUUGUAUGGAGUCCUGGUGGUCUAUCCUCUGCUCUGUCUGGUACAUCUAAGAAAUUUGAUUUUUCAAAUAACACUGCUUAUAAUCAUAAUAACAUUAAUGUUAAUGAUAUCAAUGACAAUUUUAGUAAUGUAUCAAAUAACAUCAGCACUGAUUUCAAUUCUAUGCUUUCCGAUGAACCAUUAAAGAAUUAUUUAGAUGCUGUACGAUCAAUGGUGGCAUUUUUCGGAUUUGGUGGUGCUGAUGAUGAUUUAGCAUCAGCUGAAAAUGGUCUGGUACUGGCUAAUUUAGCUGCAACAACACAACAUGCUUAUGAUACAUUACAUAAGUGUAAUUAUUCAUUAAGAAAUGCCCUGCAAUCGAUAUCAUGUAAUCCUAUUGUAGCUAAGGAUACACCUAGACAUUGGACAACAGAUCAAGUUCGUUUAUUUGCACAUGCUUUACGUAUUCAUGGUAAAGAUUUUUUUAAAAUUCAACGAAAUUUCUUUGGUGGGAAAACAUUCGUUAAUAAUAAUAAUGAUAAUAAUAACAAUAACUCUACCGGCAAUAAUGGGAAUAAUGUAAAUGGUGUUGGUCUCUGGAAUUCAAGUCAAGUUGGCAAUGGACGUUUACGUGGUCGUGGUCGUCGUAAAUUGGGUGGCACCGGCGGUAGCGGUGUCUGUUCAAGUGCAUCUACAUUGAAAUUACCCAGUUUAAAAUCAGAUGAAAUCGGCAGUAGUACCUCAGUAGCAACAGUGCUACCGAGUAAAUUGGAUGAAGUUAAACCAGAGGAUGCUACAUUUGUACCUACCUCUGGGUCAUCACAUGACGGUGGAGAAUCAGUUGAAAACGGUAUUGUGUCAGGAUCCACCACAUUGAAAGGAUCAAAUUGCAAUGAUGAAAGUACUCUAUCCACAGGUCCUCCUGUCACAAAUGAACCAAUCAAGACUGUUAAGGAAUUGAUAGCUUUUUAUUAUUAUUGGAAGCGGAAAGGUACAUCGUCUUGCUCAUCCUCAUCCUCAUCAGCAUCGAUUAGUGGUGUAGGGGGUGGUGGACAUGGUGGUCUGAGUUCAGUUGCAGCGAAUUUUGCAACUGCAGUAGUUGCGGCCACACUUAACACUACUACUACUGAUACUAGUGUUGCUGGUGCUAAUAAUAAUCAUAUCCCAUCUUCAUUAAGCGGCAAUACAACUCCUUUCGAAUCAGCUAAUAAUAUGAAUGGUAGUGCAUUCUCUACUCAAGCUCAUAUCACUUCUGUCAGUGUUAAGAAAAGGAAACCAACAAAUCGUGGUUGUGUUCUCAAUUAUUCAAAAUCAACAUUGAUUAAUGAUGAUAAAUCAGAGUCGAUUGAUCCAAGUCAUCCUGAAUCAGAAAUUGAAGAGAAUUAUGAUUUAGGGAACACUGGGCAUGAUGAUGUUGAUAUACCUGUGACAUCUGGUGAGAAAGCAGAAGAAAUUACACCGGUUUCUACAACAUCAAGUGCAGAUUCACUAUCAACUAGUCGAUCACGUAAACGUGUAUGCAGAAAUUGUUCUGUGGAGUUGGCAUCUACUGGGGAAAGUCCGCCUUCACCCAUGCCUAAUCAUCAUCAAUUGGGACAAUUACGACUUCUUUGUUCUGAUUGUCGUAUUUAUUUACAAAAAUACGGUGAAUUGAAGUGUACAUUGAAAGAAGAGGAAAUUAAUAAUCCAUCUGAAACGCUGAAUUCAAUAUCCAAUGAUGGGAAGCUUCAAAAGAAAGAAUCAAAUGAUGGAAAUCUUGCAGACACCAUUGAAGAAAAUGAAUUAGAUGUUAGACAUGGAAUGAAAGAUGAUCCUUCAAGUGAAAUUACUGUUAAUCCCGUAUUGGAUGACAUAAAACCAACAUGUUCAUUAACAACAUCAUCUACAACAAAUUAUCGGAGAAAACAUAAGAAACAUUCAUUAGAUCGAUUGAAGAAACAAUCUCAUUCUGAUAAUUACGACUCAUCAACUAGCUUUUCAUCAUCUUCUUCAUUAUGUUCGCUUAAUUUACACAUGGAUGAACAUUAUUCUACUUCAUCGUCAGCUUCAUCAUCACCAAGAUCAUCUCAGUUAGAAGAUGAAGAAGUAGACGAGGAAGAGGAUUCAGACUCUAUUGGAUCUGAUUAUGAAUCUAACAGUUCACCCAGUUGUAGUAGUAUUGCUAGUUCCAUUAGUUGUAAAUCGCUUUUAAUACAUCAUGAAUUGAAUGAAAUUAACUCAGAAUGUCCUAGUAAUCGUCAUAUGAAAAGAAAAAGACGAAAAAAUUCACAUCUACAUAUUAAAGGCAAAAAACAUAUAUGCAAUGAUAUAGAUUAUAUGUGUAAGCCACCGCCUAAAUUGGAUGAUAAUAGAGACUAUGAUUGUAACGAAGAUAAUCAAUGUUUCUCUAUUCAACCUAAGGUUGAUACAAAUGAUUCUCAUUGUUCUGAUACUACUAAGACUGCUUUACAAUCAUCAGAGAUUCUUUCAAGUUCCAAUCUUAUUGAUUCACGUGAUACAAAGGGACAUAUUUCCAACGUAUUGUAUUCUAACACUACUAACAAUAGUAGCAGUUGUAGUACUAAUAAACUUGAUGAACUAAAGAAAGACUUUACAAUGAAAUUAUCAACUCCCAUUGAUAUUAAUAAUAAUGGUGAUCGACAAUCGCCUGGAGAAAUUGAUGAUCAACAACGGAAUAAUGAUGCUGAUGAUGACGAUAAUAGUAUGCGUGAAUUAGAAAUUGAUAAGUUAAUCACUGCAACUAACGAAUCAAAUCCACUAUCCUGUUUCAUAGAUGCACAUCGUUCCACCUGGUCACAUCUUGUACGUAUCUGGGAUAGACAAAUACAAUAUUCACAUACAACAACUACUCCUGGAACAGAUUAUCAAUCAACAAAGAUUGAGACAAAUGUUGGUUCAUGUGCUCGUACGGAUUUAGUAUAUUGUGGCAGAGGAUUAGAUGAUAUUUCACUGAAUAAUCGAGAAUUUUGGAAUAUGCAAAAGUGUAAUUUAUUCACAAAAUAUGCUGAUACAGCUAUUGGACCUGGUGUUAAUCUUUAUCUUUCAUCAUCUCUACCAGGUACUUUGGAUAAUCCAAUAAAUGUAAUCAGUAGUGAAUCAAUAACUAAGUCGGAAAUAUUAAAUUUAACUUCACCUAAUGUGAACUAUACAAAUAUGUCGUGUAAUCCAUCUCCAGGUAUUCAUGAUUCAUCAUCGACUGCACUUGAUUUAUGCUCACGUAAUAGUUCCAAACGAUCAUUUAUUCCAUCAUCAACAACAGAACAACCAUGUACAAAAUCUCGUCGAUCAUUUCAAUGUGAUACUAUCAAUAAUCCUUAUAUGCAUUCGAUCUCGUUAAAUGUUCCAAACACCAAUACAUCUUGUUCUACCAUGUUAAAUAGUAGUAGUAAUACUAUAUCCAAUUCACAAAUACUACCAACAGGAGCUGAAUUGAGACCGACUGUCAACACUACUACUAAUAAUAAUAAUAUGUCAAGCCAACAACAACGACAACUCCAAACUAUGUAUGAACAAGCGUUAAUAUUUGCUGCAGCUGCGGCAGGUCAUUAUCAACAUAGUCCUCCUGUUCCUCCUGGUCCCGUACGCGACACAUGUAAAUUUUUCCCAACUAAUUUUGAAUUGAAUAAUCAAAUGAAACAGUCACCCGUUGUAUCUUCUCCAAAUCUACGUUUUAUAAGCUCAAAUAGUAGUAAUAGUAAUAACAAUAAUAAUCCUUUAAUGUCAACUAGAUUGGGUGCUGCAACUGGAACAUUCUAUCCACCAAUUUCUUCUCUGUCAACUUCAACUGGUAUCUCGUCCUCAUUAUCGUCUGGCAAUAAUAAUAAUAAUACUUUUGGAACAAAUAAACCAUCAAUUAGUGGUGCUCCAUUUAACUUCAACCUAACUGAUUCUCAAUACCAUUCAUUAAAUCUUCCACCGCCACAGAUGGCUAUGUCCGCUAGUGGUGUCGGUUCUACGUCUAUUCUUCACGGAUCGAAUUUCAACCCUACUACUUGUAGUAGUAUUAGUAGUAGUUACAAUGGAUUGGGAUCUUCAUCUUCUAACUCAUCAGUGCCAGGAAAUCAACUUUAUAAUCAUCCAGAGUUUUUACAACGGCAAUUAGCUUUGAUGGGAUUACUUCCACCUGGUUCAAUACCUCCUGAACAUAUGAUGCCUAUUACAUCAGUAGAACAACGUGAAAUUGAAGCAUUUCAACGAUUAAUGACUGAAAGACUUGAAUAUUUAAGAAAUACUACAAAUAAUAAUAAUAAUAAUCCACAACAACAGCGUACUAUAACUCCAGUUGAACAAAUUUAUCAACAUCAUCAACAACAACAAGAACUUUUUGCUACUGCAUUUUCAGCUGAAAUGGCUUCAAGACUUGAAAGUAUGUCUUCUAUUUAUUCAAAUCAAGAUUGUCUAUUCCCUUUAUCAUUUAAUUUAUCACAUUGUGAAACUAAUAAUGGUGCAAUGACAUCUGCAGUGAAUAGUAUAUCUACUCGACCUACAGCUUCUGUUCAAUUACCACAAAAUACACGUUUUCCACAAUCAAUUCAAUGUAAUACUCCAUUGUUAACUAAUCGUUUUCCUACAAAUCAUUCAGAUAUUCAUAAUAUCAAUAAAACACCACCAAUGGCACAUCAUAAUUCUUCAUAUUCUACAUCUCGUGAUAGUUCUACAAAUUUAAAUGUUAAUAUUUCACCUAUGUCAUUAAAUGUGGUACCUACACGUGCUCAACCAAAUAUACCUUUUAAUACACCUAUUUCUCAUGGGACUAAUCGACCAACAGCACGUAAUUCAAAUACUCAGUCAUUGUCAUCAUCAGUAUCUUCUUCCAAUUUACAGGAACAAGUAUUGAAUGCUGCUAAACUGGCUAUGAUGGCUGCUAAUAUGCAGUCUGAUCCGAACAAAGCAUUAACAUUUGCAAGUUUAGCUGCGGCAGCUUUCACAGAAAUGGCAUCAUCAUCAUCAUCACAAGAUAAAAAGUUACCGUCACGUAGUAAUGAUCAUUCAUCAUCAUCUCAUCAUCCAUUGUCUGGAAUUCAAGAGAAUUUAUCACAAAGAAAUAUGAAUAUUCCAACAUCCAACAUGAGAUUACGUUCUCCAGUCGGGAGUAGUAGUGGACAUUACAAUUCAGAUUGUAAUAACAGUAUUCCUACUCCUGGUGUUGUACUCUCCAAUUUUAUGCAUCAAAAUACACAUAAAGAAAGACGUCGCCAGAAUAGUCAUUUAGCUUCAAACAAUAUUGCAUCUCAUUCACCUGGUGUAGUAUCUCAAUCAUCAAAUCGUUUACAGUCUCCUCCUGUACAUUAUUCACAUUCAGAAUCCCGAUCAUUUAAUAACGAUAGUAAUAAUAAUAACAAUAAUAAUCGUACACCAACUCCAGCAGCUAGUCGUAUACAUCAAUCUCUGUCUGGUAAUAAUGACUCUUCAUUUGUCGUUGGUCCCACAGUACCUGGAGGUGUUGGUGGGAUACCUCCGGCACAAUUAGCGCAAUUAGCUCAUCUUGCUCAAAUGUCUGGUCUUCCGCCUGGUUUUUCAUUUCAGGAUCCAGCAGUGUUGAAUGCUUUCGCUUUGGCUGCAGCAGCAACCUCUUUGGUGGCUAGUGGUGCUAAUCAAUCAGAUAUGCUUACAGAUACAAAUAUGUCAGCGAAUCCAGUCGAUCGAUAUCGGUCACCGGUCCCAUCAUACACAUCUCCACAACCACAUCAACAACGUUAUCCUCCUACUAAUUCACAAACGCAACAACAACAACAGAAAGCGGCAGCUGCCGCAGCGGCAAUGGCCAAUGCUUUUGGUUUACAAAGUUUACCAGCUCAAUUUAAUCCACGCCUAUCAUCACAACCACCAUAA